UCGCCUCCGAUUCGCCUCCGUUUCGUCUGUCCGUUUCUCCGCCAUGGCGGUGCUGGCGGCGGUGAAAGCGUCGCAGCUCAUGGUGGCCUUCCUGGGCUUCGCGGCUGGCGUGGUGAUCACCAAGCUUAUGGGGAACGCUGCUGGCGGAAUGGGUCAGCGAGCCGCCGCGCGCGCGCCCAGUUUGCCGGAGGCGUUAGGUUUGCUGGGCGACGCUGGCGGGGCUGACGCAGCCGCCAGCGAAAAUCCGGAGCCGGUGGCUGAGGACUUGCAGGCGCAGGUAACCCUGCUCAGCGCGAAGCUCAGCGCUGCCUGGGGCGCAGCACCCUUUCCUUGGGACAUCCCCAACGAGUUCCUCGCAGAUUUGUCCGGCUUCAAAGGCCGAGACCCGUGGCUACAGCAAGGCCAAGCUGAACUGCUGGCCAAAGGCCUCUGCCUUGACAUCGGCCCCAAGCACCGACCCUUGCUGGACCCCAAGCACCCGAACGCGAGAUUCCUGGACCACGGCACCCGGGAGGAGAUCCAGUCAAAGUACUGGCCAGGUAACAGCUCUGAGGACGCCAAGAUGCGGGCCAUGGUGCCCUUCAUCAACUACGUCUGGGACCCCAGCAAGAGUUACUUGGACCUUGUUGGGGACAGCCGCUUUCAGCUGGUGUAUGCCUCGAUGGUGGUGGAGCACGUGCCAGACCUAGUGACCUUUCUGAACGAUGUCGCCUCUAUCCUGGUGGCUGGCGGUGAGUUCAGACUAGCCGUGCCAGACAAACGGUAUUCCUUGGACUUUCGCCGCAGGAUGAGCACCUUUGCUGACGUCAUGGGUGCCCAUUAUGACAAGUGUGCGGCCAAUCCAGUGUCGGCUGCCUAUGAUGAGCUUACAUUGGUCCCCCCAAAGUAUGAGGACCCAAAGGUUUUGUGGGCUGGCUAUCCACAGGACUGUGACCCUGUGCAGUACCAUGAUGCUGCCAUGCAGGAUAUUCGGGACAGCCUCCGUAUUUCCAACGGGAAGCUUGCAAUGAAAGCAGGCUUGCACCACUGGCAGUUCAUUCCCGGCUCUUUUGUGGACAUCGUCGCAAGGCUGCGUGAACUGACGCCCUUCACCGUGGCCCAGGGAAGCGUGGUUGAGACACAGCCAAACACCACCGAGUUCUUGAUCACUCUUGUGAAGCAGUGAGGUAGCCAAGGGCACUGCAAGUUGCUCUUUUCAAUCGAUGCCACGCCUGUCCGCUGUUACUUGCCCUUUAUGAUAAUUCUUGCAGAAAUUUAAGGACGGCUUGAAGUCCAGCAUCAACAGAGCAUCAUUCGGAGUCGGCAUGUGUGUCCGCAAACGCGCGAGCGUCUCGGCGAGUAGCUUGUUGGAUUUGACUCGGCCUGGGCCCAAAUACCGGCGUGGGCGGCGAGCUGUGAAUCGACUUCGUUCAGAACCGAAUUGCGGCA
Molecule: messenger RNA, 1428 nt
Organism: Effrenium voratum
Lineage: Eukaryota; Dinophyceae; Suessiales; Symbiodiniaceae
Source: the annotation of a GenBank genome assembly